Doryrhamphus excisus (bluestripe pipefish) is the source of this 2363-nucleotide messenger RNA. RefSeq names its product ras-related protein Rab-26-like. The record is from RefSeq and is a predicted model, not a curated record. NCBI's taxonomy places the organism in Eukaryota, Metazoa, Chordata, Actinopteri, Syngnathiformes, Syngnathidae. Gene Ontology annotation, molecular function: GTPase activity; GTP binding.
UUGCUCUCGGUGUGCAGCCCGCAGCGGAGCAAACUGGCGGUGGCAGGAAGACACAACAUUGUGGAGAUCCAUUCAUGUGGAUAUUUGACACGCAACCGAUACCCAUGAGAGUUUUUUUAGUAUCCGUUCGAUCAAAUAAGCCUUGUUUUUUGGUGUUUGUUGCAACUUUUGCGAUCUUUUCCUGUAAUCCUUCGUUUACUCUUUCAAGUUUUGAGCGUUUUUGAGGACAUGUCUCGUAAGAAGGCUUCCAGGGGUAAAAAUACAAGCAGCCCCGCCGGGAAAGGCAGUGGCGGGAAAGGUGCGAGUCUUGUGCAGAUGAACGGGGUGGUCCAUCCCAGCAGACCCCCCAUCAGCAACAGCAGCGAGUUUUACGACAUUGCAUUUAAGGUGAUGCUCAUCGGUGACUCAGGUGUGGGCAAAACCUGCCUUUUGGUCCGCUUCAAGGACGGAGCUUUCCUGGCCGGCAGCUUCAUCUCCACAGUGGGCAUCGACUUCCGGAAUAAAGUCCUCAGUAUUGAUGGAGUCAAGGUCAAGCUGCAGAUCUGGGACACAGCCGGGCAGGAAAGGUUCCGCAGCGUCACCCACGCUUACUACCGCGACGCCCACGCGUUGCUUCUACUCUAUGAUGUCACCAACAAAACAUCCUUUGACAACAUUCGGGCGUGGCUGACGGAGAUCCACGAGUACGCCCAACAGGAUGUGGUACUCAUGCUCCUCGGAAACAAGGCGGAUGCCACUCAUGAGAGGGUGGUGAAGAGAGAAGACGGUGAGAGGCUGGCAAAGGAGUUUGGGGUUCCUUUCAUGGAGACCAGCGCCAGGUCAGGUCUCAAUGUGGACUUGGCCUUUACUGCUGUGGCCAGGGAGCUCAAGCAUCGUUCUGCGAAGGAUCCAAGUGAAAACUUUAAGCUGCAGGAGUACGUCAGCAAGGAGGUUCAGAGCGCCGGCUGCUGCAGGUCCUAAGGAGGUCCUGAGGAGGUCCUAAGGAGGUCCUAAGGAGGUAUCCUCAGCAAGUUCAAGUCCAAGUUGAAUAAAAUCAGAGACUCUUUGUUAAGAACAGAGCACCCCGACAUCCGUUAAGUUGAACCUUCCACCAUCUUGACAAUGUGCUUUUCUUCAAUAUUACAAUCCUUGCUGUCGCUCAGUUCAGUUCAAUUGGCUUUUACAUUUUGGACACACUGUACGCUACAAGUCUUUCAUUGGACGCUCACGUUAGAGAGCGCGGCUCUUCUCAGUUCUUCUCAUCCUGGAAAAAGUCAGCUUCGAUAGAACUCAAGGCAAGCUUAAAAAUACACGCGCUAAAUCUACUUCACAGCAUAAUCAUGGUAAAAUACUUCAAUACUAAAAUAAAAAAAAAACUCAAUAAUACAGUCAUAAAUCGAAGAAAUUAUUUUUUAAAAAUCAUAAAUAAUGAAAUAUACUAAUGGAAUUAAUAACAGGACCUACCAAACAAAAAUGACAGUUCAUUCAUAUUUCAUUGUAUGUGUUUGGAUUUUUUUUUUUAUUAUAUUAAAUCGUGAGCAUAAUAAAAAUUAUCAUGGCAAUCAUGGUCAUAAUACAAAUAAUGAUUACAUACUGAAAUACAUAGUAAAUAAUACAAACCAAUUAAAUACAUAUAAGAAAUAAAUACCAAUAAGUAAAAUAAUAUAUAAUAACUACAAAAAUAAAAUAUUUGUACAUACCAAGGAAGAAUAUUAAUUAAAAUAUUUUCAAAAAUGUGUAAGUAAAAACACAUAAUAUUUUAUUUGACUUAUCUACGACUCACCAGAAAGAAAGAGCGGUCAGUGGCAGUGGUAAAUAAUCAUAAAAAUAAUAAUAAUAAGUCAUAAAGCCACCAUGUUGGACUAAUGCAUUAUGAAUCAACUUCUGCUCUCAGCUUGUGUCUUUCUUGUACUCUGCUGCCCCCUUGCGGUGGGCAGCUGCUGUGUUGGAACAUUUUUUCAACAUUAAUAAAUAAAUGCAGCUUCUUCGAAUGUAUAUAAGCUAUUUAAAAAUAUAUAUGUAUGUACUAUUGAUACAUUUGUGUGUAAAUAUUCAUGUUGGUGCAUGUGAAAAUGUUCAAAGAGGCCAGAUCGCUACGGAAUGAAGUAUUAUAUGGACGAAUGUGUACAUUGCUGUGUAUAAUAAUGACUUUAAUGAUUGCAUAACCACGGUGGUACAAUGCAUUGUCACUGUUGAAGUGCUUACGUACGUAUGUAUGUAUACGAGUCAGUAACGUCAUGCGGUGUUAUUCACAUUUUUCUACACUUGCUUUCGUCGUAGAAAUAAAUUUAACAUGCAGUAUUUCCUGUACUCUCUCAUGUUGGUAACAUCUAUUGUGACGAGUGGAACUCAGAUUGUACAAUAAAAACACAGUAUUUACACCU